Molecule: messenger RNA, 1806 nt
Organism: Grosmannia clavigera kw1407
Lineage: Eukaryota; Fungi; Ascomycota; Sordariomycetes; Ophiostomatales; Ophiostomataceae
Exons: 2
Coding region: 1-1806 (601 amino acids)
Biological process (GO): phospholipid transport
Cellular component (GO): ERMES complex; endoplasmic reticulum
Molecular function (GO): lipid binding
Source: RefSeq, a predicted model, not a curated record
AUGGGCUUGACGGCCUUUCUCGUGGUCUACCUCUUUGGAGGCAUGACAUUUCUGCCGCUCCUCAUCGCGGCGAUCAUCUACGUCUACACGAAGCCGGUGCCUCCGGGCGAUGGAGCAGACGGCUUGACACGGCCUGGCGAUGACCUGGCGGCGCUGGAAAACGCGCGUCGCGAACACGGACACGAACACGACUACGACCAGGGCCACCGAGGCGGGACGGAGAAGAAGAGCCGGUUCGACCAGCAUCACCAUCAUGUAGACGACUUUGCGACGGCCGGUUACUUUGCAGUGUUCCGCGAAUACGUGGCCAUUGGAGUCAACUCGAAGCCGGUGGAGCCGUCAACCGUGGGGCCGAACACGGUGGCGCCACCCAGCCCGAGCGUGUACCAGACCUUCUUCCGCAACAUGCUCACCAAGAAGGGGAGCAGCUCGGGCGGAGGAGCCGGAGCAGGCGGUGGGGUCAGCGGCGGGAAGAGAGUCGUCGGGGCCGCACAGGGACAGGGGGCGGUGGCAUCGGCAGCAGCACUGGCAGCCGGAGCAGGCGGCAAGGGCAGCGGGCCGGUGAUGGUGGAGGUGAGCAGUGCGGCCAGCCCGCGGCCGAAGAACGCACGCAACAUGUUCUACGUGGUGCUGCGGCACGGCCAUCUGAUCCUGUUUGACGACGACCAACAGGUGGAUGUGCGUCACGUGAUCAAGCUGGCAGAUCACGACGUGACGGUGUAUGCAGGAGCGGGCAAGCGGGUGGUGCCGGAGGGAGAGCUAUUUAUCAAGCGAAAUGCGCUGCAACUCAAACCACGACACCCGGAGCGAGCAGUGCGGGCACACAACGCGCCGGUGCCGCAGCCAUGGUAUCUGUACAGCGACAACUGUGCGGAGAAGGAGGACUUUUACUUUGCGCUGCUGCGCAGCCAGAGCCAGGAGGCGGCGGGGACUCGGGGGGGGUUGGGCGAGCCACGGGCGCGGGCGAUCGAAGUACGGCACCUGACGAGCCUGAUGGAGCGGCUGCACGCGUCGGAAGAGGCGGCCGAGAUGCGCUGGCUCAACGCGCUGGUGGGCCGGAUGUUCCUGGGGGUGUACCAGACGCCGGAGCUGGCGGCGUUUGUGAAGAACAAGUUUGUGACAAAGCUGUCGCGGGCUCCACGGCCGGGAUUUGUGGCGAGCCUGGAGGUGCAGCGAGUGGACCUGGGAACGACGACGCCGCAGAUCACGUCGCCACGGCUGCGCAGUCUGACGGCCGAGGGCGAGUGCGUGGUGGAGGCAGACGUGCGGUUUACGGGCCACUUUGGGAUGGAUGUGGCGGCGACGUUGCGGGUCAACACGCCGAUCGGGACGCAAGAGGUGCGGACGUCGCUGGCGGUGGCCUUUACACGGUUGGAGGGCCCGGUGCUGUUCAAGAUCAAGGCGCCGCCGAGCAACCGGCUGUGGUUUACGUUCCGGCACAUGCCCAAGGUAGAGAUGGAGAUCCGGCCGAUCAUCGCGGCGCGGCAGCUGACAUGGCCGCUGGUGAUCCAGAUGAUCGAGGGCAAGAUCAAAGAGACGAUUGCGGAGAGCCUGGUGCUGCCGUUCUGGGAGGAUAUGCCGUUCUUUGGGACAGAGCGGAAGCGGUGGCGAGGGGGCGUCUGGGAGGAUGACAGCGGCCGCACCGGCGAUGGUGUCGUCAACAUCGUCGUCGUCGGACGGAAAGGGGCCGUCGCCCAAGAAGAGCAAGCAGCAACAGCAGGCGGUCAGCGAAUCGGGCAGCACAUCGAGAAAGUGGCUUUCGCGCAGUUCCCGACAGCGACGAGCGGAAGAGAGACAAGAGGGUGA